Cyprinodon tularosa is the source of this 1465-nucleotide messenger RNA. RefSeq names its product glutamate-rich protein 6. The record is from RefSeq and is a predicted model, not a curated record. The transcript has 9 exons. The coding region runs from base 1 to 1407 and encodes 468 amino acids. NCBI's taxonomy places the organism in Eukaryota, Metazoa, Chordata, Actinopteri, Cyprinodontiformes, Cyprinodontidae.
AUGAGUCUGACUCCAUCCUACAAGGGAGAAACUGCCUCUGCCUCUCCUGAGAGUCCUAGAGAAGGUGACUUCUCCUCUCGACAGUUUUAUGACAACUUUAGGAGCCUGGAGGAGCACGAGACGUGUGACAACAAGAGAGGCCCCAUUGUUAAUAAGGUACCCGACAACUACUCCGGCUUCCCUUUGAAAGCUCAGAUCUGUGCUUUGCUGCUGACAAAUGACCUUGAGAAUGUAUGUGCUGCUCCUUUUGGUGGCUGUUGCAGUGAGAGCAACAUAUUGUUGGAGCCUCCAGAAGCUGAGUCGGAAAACAGUGCUCAUCUUGCUACAUGUGAGUACUGCCAGAAGCUCCAUCAGCCCCUUAGUCUCGGCGAACCGCUGAAAAAUGGGACCCCGUUUGAGAGGGUCUUCUGUUGUGAGCAAGCGAAACGAGAGAACAAGAGAUGGAGCAAAAUCUUCCAAAAGGAAACAAAAAAACUGGAAAUGAAAUAUUAUGGAAGGAUGCCCAAUCAUACAUCUGAAAAAGAACCACAAAAAGGAGGGUGGAUGAGACCUUUUCAACGCUGGAGAGAGCAAAUGAAACAUCAAAACUCAGAAUAUGAUUCAGUGUCAAAGGAGAUGAGACAAAAGCUUGUUAUCCAAAACACAUGUUGUGAAUUUUCCCUUGGCAAGUUAACACCACAACAAGACACAAUUAUUAAACCAAAGAUAGAGGUAGUAAAAUAUCAAUUCUACAAAGGAGGAGCAUGUUUCCGGAUGAUGUUUUCAGAUGGAACAGGUACUGUUUUUUAUCCCUCUGGCAAACCAGCCGUGAUAAUAUCCUCAGCAGAACCUCCUCACUUCACUUACAUAAUUCUUGAGGACAAGGACAAAGCCCCGAGCAUCAAAGGGGUUUUCACAACUAAUGGCUACUCUACAUGCUACCAUUCCAGUGGACUGAUAUGGUUAAAUAUUAGCCCUGGUGGAGGUCUCUACUUCAGUAAGACAGGAGAUUUGAGGAGGUGUUGGAACUGGUUCUAUUUUGACCCACAUAUGCGUAACCUUCCUUUCAAGCCCCUCGUCUUCGCCUUAGGGCCAUACAUCAGUGUUCAUGUGCAUUCACAUGAUUGUGUGUAUAUCAACUUUAUGCAAAAGCAAAAUCAUAUACGUUUCAAUGUUGGCUCAAAGCUUAAGCUCUUUUGCCCAGACAGCCACUACCAGUCCGGCAAAGAUGUUUUGGAAAUAUAUUUCCAACUGAAGAAGACAGAGAUUUAUUCUCUGCUCGACCAGAUGCAAACCUGUAUCUCUCACCCCUCUGCAAAUGUGUGCGACAUAGUGCCACGUCGCCGUCUCAUUGCCCGGAAGGAGCAGCUUAGCAAGCAAGUGGAAAAGGGGAAGUCACCCAUAAAGAAAAAUGCUCAUCCAAUUUAAAGGAGGAAAACAAAAACUGGUUUAUCAUUUGAGGCUGUGCCAGAAGAAGAAUAGCAUU